This is a messenger RNA of Uranotaenia lowii, 2637 nucleotides long. Its product is annotated as probable ATP-dependent RNA helicase DHX35. The coding region runs from base 518 to 2584 and encodes 688 amino acids. The transcript has 6 exons. The record is from RefSeq and is a predicted model, not a curated record. Gene Ontology annotation, molecular function: RNA binding; ATP hydrolysis activity. NCBI's taxonomy places the organism in Eukaryota, Metazoa, Arthropoda, Insecta, Diptera, Culicidae. Gene Ontology annotation, cellular component: intracellular anatomical structure; catalytic step 2 spliceosome.
CAAAAAUAUUUUCAGUUCCACACGAUUUUCAUCCGGAGUUGGUUGAUCGUUUCGUCGGUGCUAUUUCGCGCGAUUGUUGUUUGAUUUUUCUUCUCCAAAUUACCGUUUUUUAAUGAAUUAGUUGCUGCUGCCUGCUCCGUUCGCGGUGAAGCACCUGUGGUGGUGUGUUUUUCGGCCAGACAGACAGUUGAAUCGCUGAUCGCUUCUUUUUUUCUAUCGCCACCCCCCGGUAUUUUCCGUGUAGCGCAUCGUCUCCAAAUGGAUGUCGAUCAUCAUCGCUUGCUUCGGUGGCGUUGAAAGGAAACAAAAAUUUUUGUCUUUAAAUCUUACAGUUGCGAAGAGAAAAAUCCCAUCGAAUGAACGGCCAAAUCCGACGACCGCAAUCCAAAGUGCAAAAAAAAACAACGUCGACGCCAAGUGCUCGUCUUCGUAGAUAAUAAGUGUGGUGUUCUGUUUUAUACGAAACAGUCUGUAGCAGUCAGCAGCAAGAGUGCUCCACUUGAACUCCGGGCCGAUUAUGAGCAGCUCAACUCGGAUUCCCAAGUUUCUUAAACCGGAUGACGAGUCCUUCUCCUCGGAACGAGACGCCGCCCCGUCCGAUGAUCACGUAACUUCGUUCGUGUUCAACGCCCACCAAUCGCUGAAUCUUGCCGCCCAACGGGAACGUCUCCCGAUUCGGCAGUACCGGGACCAGAUCCUCUACUGUCUCGAACGCUACCAGACGCUGGUGUUGGUUGGCGAGACCGGCUCCGGAAAGAGCACACAAGUACCCCAGUACCUGUACGAGUUCGGAUGGCACACCAAGGGUCUGAUCGGGGUAACGGAACCCCGUCGUAUCUCGGCUAUUACCUUGGCCGAACGUGUGGCCACCGAGCGAGGCGAGCUGUGUGGCGAAACUGUGGGCGUGGCGAUUCGAUUUGUGUCCAAAUUUGAUCCAGCAACAACCAAGAUCAAGUACAUGACCGAGGGCAUACUUCUGCGGGAAAUGUUGGCAGAUCCGUUGUUGACGCAGUACGGCGUGAUCAUUGUAGACGAGGCUCACGAACGAAGUGUCUUAACGGAUACGGCUCUGGGGCUGCUGAAAAAGAUUGCAAGGAAGCGGCCAUCGUUAAAAAUUAUCAUCUCUUCUGCAACUGUUGAUGCCGAGCUGUUUCAGGAGUUCUUCAACUUGAAAACCAAAAAAGAGGACAAGGAUAGCUCAGUGAUUUUGACCGUGGAAGGACGGAUGUAUCCGUAUGAGGUGUCCUAUCUUCAAGAGCCCUGUCCAGACUACGUGAAAGCUACAGUCGACACUGCCAUGAAAAUCCAUCGUUCCCAACAGAGAGGAGAUAUCCUUGCUUUCCUUACGGGGCAGGAAGAAGUUCUUAAAGCGUUAGAUUUGUUACGAGAACACAAAGAAGCCAGUGGGAAAGACGAUAUGAUGAUUCUACCAAUGUAUGGAACUUUACAGAACAACGAUCAGCUGAAAGUAUUCUUCAAUCCUCCUAAAGGAGUUCGAAAGAUUGUACUGGCUACGAACAUAGCUGAAACGUCUGUCACUAUUCCUGGAAUAGUUUUCGUCAUCGAUUGCGGUUUUGUCAAAUUGAAUUGGUAUUCUGCUGAUAGCACCACCAACAGCCUCGUUGUCGUUCCUACUAGUAAGGCAGCUGCCGAGCAACGAGCUGGUCGAGCAGGUCGUAUUCGCAGUGGCAAAGUGUUCCGUUUAUACACCGAAGAAGAAUGGGAUAAGUUACCGGAACAUACCCCACCAGAAAUGCGUAGAACUGAUCUCUGCAGCACGGUUCUGUUUCUAAAGGCCUUAGGGAUCGAUAAUAUUUUAAGAUUCACUUUCCCAUCACCACCGCCGGCUAAGAAUUUACUCUCAUCACUGGAGACUUUGUACGCCCUCGAGGCUCUGGACGAAGAAGGAAAUUUAACUGCACCAGUCGGUUACUUUCUGGCAGAAUUACCUUUUAGUCCGAUGCUGGCCAAGAUGUUGUACAAGGCUGGAGAAAUGGGAUGCUCCGAGGAAAUCAUAAUCAUAAUCGCAAUGUUACAAGUUCAAUCUGUUUUCUCGAAACCUAUGAGCGGACAGGGUGCAAUCAAAGCGCGUAUUGCGAAACGGAAUUUCGAGGUAGCCGAAGGUGAUCUCAUCACGUUGCUAAAUGUCUAUACCGCAUUUGUCGAAGAUGGUCGAAACAAAGAAUUUUGCGGUCGUAACUUCCUGAUCUACCGAAAUCUGAAACGGGCACACGAAAUCAAAACGCAAUUGUGUUCGAUGAUUGAGAGGGAACUCAAUGUUCCAUUGCUAUCAUGCAAUGGAAAUGUGGAAACCAUUAGUCGGUGUAUUGUGACCGGAUUUUUUCCUUACGCCGCCUAUCUGCAUCAUUCCGGGGUUUAUCGAACCGUGAGAGGCAACACCGAGUUAGCGAUCCAUCCAACAUCAGCACUGUACACCGUAGUCCAACCUCAGUGGGUAAUUUUCUGUGAACUUCUGCACACGACUAAGCUUUUCAUGAAGGACAUCACCGUAAUUAGGCAAGAAUGGUUAACGGAACUUGCUCCGCAUUAUUACCACAAAACCACGGUAAGGAAUGAAUUUUAAUAAUUUACCACCUUAAGCGAUAAAGCAUAUUUGAAAUGAGAUUGUCAUUAAAA